AUAUUCCGCAGCGUUCUUAGCUGUUAUUACGUCAAAAUAAGCAUACGCCAGCUUGAUGUGUACUGUGUAACACGACAACGAUUUACAGUAGUAGUUCAGUUGAGUCGACAAAGAAUUGUUGUGAGAGAAUGUGAGAUUAAGUUUGUGCGUACUUUGAUAUGUUUUUUUCAUUGUGAACAGUUUUUUUUGGUCUAUUAGUAUGAAACUUUUUUGUUCGUUUUGGAUUAUCGUUUUUUAUUAAACAAGGUAAACAAGAUGAUGAAACACGUACAGCUUUCUCCUUAUCGGAGUAGAGCUGAUACAGUGUCUCUCAGUUCAACGGUUUCUUAUGGAAGCUUAAGUCCCGAACCACUAGGAAGCAGAUCUUCGAGUUAUUCUUCAUUAAACGACUCAGUUCAGACUACAAUAAAAGUGUACGCUAGAUGCCUCCGACCCGAUAUCGAAUAUAAAACUCUAAGUAUAACUUUCCAAACGACUUGUAAAGAUGUUGUCGGAACCCUGUUGGGUAAAUACAAGAUGAAACACAGAGAUCCGAAACUUUUUUACCUUUCAAUGGAAGUGACCGUUCGAAAGGCGGGCGUGAAGACGCAUCUGGCGUUGGACGAGGAAGCUCGACCGGCAGUUUUGCAAAGCUGUCACCCGAAAGGUGAUUCCAAAUUUUCUUUACAAACUCGACGUGGUGGUCUGGUAAAAAUCCACGAUUCGGCUCUAAAUAACAAUUCUCAAUACAAAAGUCUUUUAAUAAGCGCAAGAACAACGGCAGAUGAAGUCAUAUCGUUGUUACUGAAUUGUAGUAAUAGUAAAGAACGCGUUGAACAAUUUUCCAUAUACGAGGUGAAUACUGAUAGAGAACAACAGAGAAAACUACAUCCGGACGACAGACCAUUGUUAGUUCAACAAACUUGGUUACCAACCCAUCAAUGUCAUUUUCUAAUAAGAAGAAAUCCCGAUUAUUUACCUUUAUCCAGAAGGAAGAUAUUUUGGGUAUCGGAACCGCCUCUACCAGUUUCGAGAACAUUUAGAACUUCGCAACCGAUUUCUUUUUCCCAACGAAAUAAUAACAAUUCUUGUAAUAAUUUAUUACCUAUGUCGGGGUCUCAUCAACCUACUUCUUUCUUAGACGAUCGUCAGGACGAAGAAAAUGUUGAAAGAAACGAGAAAAUUAAACAAAAAGACGCGACGACUGUAGCGAAAAAGAAAACUAACUUAAAAAUUUGGAAUAGCAGCUCGCUGGUAUCGAAAACUGAUAACGAACAAACGUAUGCCGAUUACGAGAAUUAUUUUUAUAUAUAAAAUCGAUUUUACGUAAAAACAUUUAUAAAAAAGUUUUAACUUAUCGAUAAACCCUUGUAUUAAUAAAAAAUUGAUAAUUUUCAUACUUGUAUCUAAAAAUCAUUAAACCCUGUAUUAAUACUUUAUGAAAAAAAUCAAUUUACAUAUCCAUCCACCCCUGCAUUAUUGAAAGUUUAUACAAAAAAAAGUUAUAUUUCGAUUUACCCCUGUAUGUUCUAAAAAAAUUAACGAUUCCCACACAUCGAUGCACCCUGUAUUAAUAAUUACAAAAAAUAUCAUUUAUUUCACAUAUCUAUCCACCCCUGUAAUAAACAAAUUUAAAAAAAUUCAUAAUUUUCACGUACCGACCCACCCUCGUAUAAUUCGCCAAAAUCUAUCCACCCUAUAUUAUUGACAGUUUAUACAGAAAAAAUGUUACAUAUCGAUCUACCCCUGUAUUAAUAAUUAGGAAAAUAUCAUUUAUUUCACAUAUCUAUCCACCUCUGUAAAAAACAAAUUUUCAUAAAAAAAAAUUCAUAAUUUUCACGUACCGAUCUAACCUCGUAUAAUUCAACGCCAAAAUCGAUGCAUCCUGUAUUAAUAAUUCGUUGCGAAUACAUUCAUUCUACAUAUCUAUCCAUCCCUGUAUUAUUGACAGUUUAUACGUAAAAUGGAAUAAUGUUACAUAUCGAUCUACCCUGUAUUAAUGAUUAUUAAAAAUAUCAUUUAUUUUACAUAUCUAUUGAUCCCUUAUAAAAUUCAUAAUUUUCACGUACCGAUCCACCCCCGUAUCACUCAACGCUUAAAUCGAUGCACACUGUAUUAAUAAUUCGUUUCAAAAAAAAAACAUUCACUUUACAUAUCUAUCCACGCCUGUAAUAAAAAAUUUAAAAAAAAAUUCAUAAUUUUUACGUAUCGACACACCCUCGUAUCAUUCAACUCCAAAAUUGAUGCACCUGUAUUGAUAAUUCGUUACAAAAAAGCCAUUUACGUUACAUAUAUAUCCACCCCUAUUUACAAUCUUUAAGUACUGUCCCACCCUCGUAUCAUUCAACCCUGUAUUAAUAGUUCGUUAAGAAAAAACCACUUAUUGUACUUAACUAUUCACCCCUGUAACAACAAAUUUUUCUAAAAAAAUUCAUAAUUUUCACGUACCAAUCCACCAUCGUAUCAUUCAACGCUAAAAUCGAUGCUCCCUGUAGUAAUAAUUCGUUAUGAAAAAACCUUUCAAUAUUAACAUCUCUUUAUUAUUGAUGAUUUUCACAGAACAUGAAUAAUUUUUACACUUCAGUCAGUCCCUGUAUUAAUUAACAUUUUUGAAAAAUAAUUGAUAAUUUCCAAAUAUCAACCCACCCCCUAUCAUAAAAGCUAUCAAGGAAAAAAUGAUCCAAACACAUCGAUGCGCCCUGUAUUAAUAAUUAUUUCUGGAAAAUAUUGAUCGACCCCUGUAUUAAUUUAUUUCAGAAAAUCAUUGCUUUCCACAUAUUGUUGAUUUAUACAGAAAAUGGAUAAUUUUUAUAUAUUGAUUUAAACCCUGUAUCUGGCUUCUAAAAAAAUUAUACUUACUCAUCGAUUCACUCCUAUUUUCUAAAGAUAUACAUAGAAAAAUGAUGAUUUCAAAUAUUCAAAAUAUUUAUGGUAUUAAUAAACGUUUAAAAAAAUUAAACAUCUUUGUACCCCCGUAUUAAUAAAGUUUUAAGCAUAUACAAUAAAUUAUUUCUACUCACAUAUCCGGUCGUUUAUAAAUGUUUUUAUGUGGAAUUGUUUUUUUUUGUAAAAUUUUGUAUAUAUAUAUUUUUUUGUGUCGUUUAUUUUUUUUGAAUGUGAUAUGCAGCUUUGGAUGCCAAAGAAAAUUAUUCUACUAAAAAAGGCAACUAUCAAAUUUUAUACUACAAAUAAUGAAAUUCACAAAAUUCUUCACUUACCCCGUAACACAAAAUAAAAAUAAUUCACUUUACAUGUUUGUUGUUUUCAAGUGUUCCUCGUACUAAAUAUUUAUCUGAACCAGAACCGGCUUUAACGCUUUUGUCUAUAAAUAUCUUUGAUAUUCAUAACUUAGAUGGCAUUUUUGUUGUCAAGGCUCCAUUUGAAAAAAUACAAAUCCGUUUCUGGUACAUCUUUUAAAAUGUUUGUGUGUUAAGUUGUGUAUCAAUGAGUUUUUCUAUCGUAUACCAAAGAAUUCUCUAUUUUGUACAUAAAUUAUAAUAAAAUUGUAUUUCCGAUGUCUAAUAAUUGUAUAUUAUUUAAAAAAAAAUAUUUUUAUGAAAUCUAA
Molecule: messenger RNA, 3544 nt
Organism: Diorhabda sublineata
Lineage: Eukaryota; Metazoa; Arthropoda; Insecta; Coleoptera; Chrysomelidae
Gene: rau
Exons: 5
Coding region: 256-1293 (345 amino acids)
Biological process (GO): positive regulation of epidermal growth factor receptor signaling pathway; signal transduction; positive regulation of fibroblast growth factor receptor signaling pathway
Source: RefSeq, a predicted model, not a curated record